ACACCCCUCUUUUUUCUGAGUUGGAUGGCUCUGCUCAGACAGAGAGAGAGAGAGGUUGCAAAGGAGAAUUAGAGACAGAAAGCAAGGAAUGGAAUGGAAAGGAAGCUUCUUCUAACCAGAAAUAGAGACUGCUGAGGUUUUGUAUGAAAUCUGUGGGACAACACUAGCUCUUUAUUUCUCUGAAGCAAGACAGAGAUGCCAUUUAGUUGCUUCUUCUUAUUCUUAGCUAUUGAAGUGAAUGCUCUUCAUGCUGCUUCAGGAACUCAAGAUUUUGGAUUUGGAAUUGCAUGUCCUCUUGGCUAUUUCCCUUGUGGGAAUAUCACGAAAUGUUUGCCUCAGCCCCUUCACUGCAAUGGGAUAGAUGACUGUGGGAAUCACGCAGAUGAAGAGAACUGUGGUGAUAACAGUGGAUGGUCUCAGCAGCUGGAUGCAAUUUAUGAUAAAAAGGCUUUUCAAAAUUCUUUGGACUUGGAAACAGAUGAAUGCUUGGUUGGUUCUGUGCCAAUAGAAUGUUUGUGCCGUGGUUUAGAGCUUGACUGCGAUGGUGCUGGUUUGCUCGUCAUUCCUUCGGUCUCUUCUAAUGUAACUUUGAUGUCCCUAAAAGGGAAUCAGCUGAGAAAGCUUAUCGCCAAUGUUUUCAAAAAAUAUCAGGAUCUUCAAUACCUGUACCUUCAAAAUAAUAAUAUAAGUUUUGUGUCAGGACAUGCUUUCAGAGGACUCUACAAUCUGACAAAGCUAUAUCUGAGUCACAACAAGAUAACCUUUUUGAAACCCCACGUCUUUGAAGAUCUACAUAAACUUGAAUGGCUCAUAAUUGAAAACAAUACAAUAAAAUGUGUCUCACCACUAACCUUUUAUGGGCUGAACUCACUAAUUCUCCUAGUUCUGAUGAACAAUUCUCUUGUCCAGUUGCCUGAUAAACAUCUUUGUCAACAUAUGCCAAGGAUAAACUGGCUGGACUUUGAAGGCAACCAUAUCCACAAUUUCAGGAACGUCACCUUCAUCUCCUGUAGGAGUUUAACAGUCCUCGUUUUGAGAAGAAACAAAAUCAGCUCUGUAAAUGAAAAUAGCUUCUCUGCUCUUCAGAGAUUAGCUGAACUAGACUUGGCUAACAACAAGAUCAAAUCGCUUCCUCAACACCUAUUUAAGGAUCUGAAGGAACUCUCACAGCUAAAUCUUUCAUACAAUCCGAUCCAGAAAAUAGAAGCAAACCAGUUCGAUUAUCUUAUUAAACUCAAUUCACUAAGCCUAGAAGGCAUUGAGAUUACAAAUAUCCAAAGAAGAAUGUUCAGCCCACUUAAAGAGCUUUCCCAUAUAUAUUUCAAAAAAUUCCAGUAUUGUGGCUAUGCUCCCCAUGUACGCAGCUGCAAACCAAAUACUGACGGAAUCUCCUCCUUUGAGAACCUCUUGGCCAGCAUAAUACAGAGAGUAUUUGUCUGGGUUGUGUCUGCUGUCACUUGCUUCGGGAACAUCUUUGUCAUCUGCACGCGGCCUUACAUUCAGUCGGAGAACAAACUCCAUGCUCUGUCGAUAAUGUCACUCUGUUGUGCAGAUUGCCUCAUGGGAAUAUACUUGUUUAUGAUUGGAGCCUUUGACCUGAAAUACCGUGGGGAGUACAAUAAGCAUGCUCAGUUGUGGAUGGACAGUAUCCACUGUCAGCUGGUGGGAUCUCUGGCUGUUCUAUCUACAGAAGUAUCCGUUUUAUUGCUAACCUACCUGACUUUGGAAAAAUACAUCUGCAUAGUUUACCCAUUUAGAUUCUUGAGGCCAGGAAAAUAUAGGACAAUUUCCAUAUUAAUUCUCAUCUGGAUGAUAGGGUUUGUAGUUGCUUUUAUUCCACUCAGCAAUAAGGAUUUUUUCCAUAACUACUAUGGCACUAAUGGUGUCUGUUUCCCUCUCCACUCUGAGCAAUCUGAAAGUACUGGAGGUCAGAUUUAUUCUGUCAUAAUUUUCCUAGGUGUAAAUUUGGUAGCGUUUAUCAUCAUAGUAUUCUGCUAUGGAAGUAUGUUUUAUAGCGUCCAUCAGACAGCGAUUACUGCAAUGGAAAUCCAGAAUCAUGUGAAGAAAGAGAUGACCCUUGCCAAACGCUUUUUCUUCAUCGUAUUUACGGAUGCACUAUGCUGGAUACCCAUAUUUACACUAAAAUUACUUUCCUUACUUCAAGUAGAAAUUCCAGGUUCUAUAACUUCCUGGGUUGUGAUUUUCAUAUUACCAAUAAAUAGUGCCUUGAACCCUCUUCUCUAUACAUUAACCACUAGGCCUUUCAAGGAAAUGAUUAAUCAAGUUUGGCACAAUUACAAACAAAGAAGAUCCUUGGGAGGCAAAAACAGCCAGAAAAUGUAUGGUCCAUCAUUUAUCUGGGUAGAGAUGUGGCCUACGGAAGAUACCUCACCAGAGUUGACAAAUCCUGCCAAUUUUACAGAUUCCUCUGAGAGUUAAGUAAGUUGACAUUCAGCAAGCUUGAAAAAGACACAUGAAAAUGAUUCAGAACAAGUUAAGUGCAUUAAGACUUGCACACUCAGCACUGUUAUCUUGAAGAUCCUGCCACAUAAAGCUGCAAAGAAACAGACCCCUGGCUCCAGGCCAUGGAAUCAUUUUUUAGCAUGACAGGAGACAAACUACUGAGCUACCAUGACACGCAUCUAUUAACAACCUUUAGAAGAACUAGCCAUAUGGAGCAGAUGUUGGAAUUAAUGGGGAAAAUGCUUAUCCUGGUGAAUUUGCAUUGUGGAAUUGAUGAGGAAAUAGAAAGUGAAAGAAACUUGGUCAGAAUCUAAGGACUACUUUACAUCUUUUGACAGUUCUAAAACACUUUUUAAUUUGCAAGGUUUGUGGUAACAGUUCUUCUCAGUGACCAGUAUUAUAUCUAACCUGUAGGCAGUAUUAUCUAAAACACCAACACACAAAGCUGGUGUCACGAAUUAUUUAAUAUUUAUAAAUAGAACUGGGCUACUUUAGUUCUGCAAGUCUGAAAGCAGUCAAUUUCCUUGCAGUACAGUUUAAUAUGGGAGACAGCAUUUUCUAUUUCCAAGUUCACACAGUGAAGCAGCAAAUAAAUAUGGGAAUGGCAAUGAAAGAUUUCAUAGAUGUUUGCACUGGAUUUCUUAAAGGAUUAAAGAAUAGAAGUUGUAUAGUUGCACUUUAAUGUUUACAGAUUUUUGGAUUAUCUUAAACUUGGCUGAAAAGAAUGUUAUUUUAUAUCUAGUUUCUACUAAUAUGUACAUAUGUUGUUGUGUUUGCAAAUGAAGCACUGCCUGAGGAAACAUGAUCCAAUAAUAUUUAAAACGUGUUUAAACUAUAUAUUCAUACACAGCUAUUUAUGCUUAGCUUUACUGCUGUAUAUGUGGAGAUUUGGAGUUAAUUAAUGUAAAAUAGUUGUAUUUCUAAGUAACACUGUCUUAUUCAUUCUUUAAAAACAUAUCUAUUCAACCCUUCAUCAAAAAAUGAUGU
Molecule: messenger RNA, 3450 nt
Organism: Podarcis raffonei (Aeolian wall lizard)
Lineage: Eukaryota; Metazoa; Chordata; Lepidosauria; Squamata; Lacertidae
Gene: RXFP1
Product: relaxin family peptide receptor 1
Exons: 18
Coding region: 196-2439 (747 amino acids)
Biological process (GO): G protein-coupled receptor signaling pathway
Cellular component (GO): membrane
Molecular function (GO): G protein-coupled receptor activity; protein binding
Source: RefSeq, a predicted model, not a curated record